Molecule: messenger RNA, 918 nt
Organism: Corapipo altera (White-ruffed manakin)
Lineage: Eukaryota; Metazoa; Chordata; Aves; Passeriformes; Pipridae
Product: carbonic anhydrase 15-like
Exons: 7
Cellular component (GO): plasma membrane
Molecular function (GO): carbonate dehydratase activity; zinc ion binding
Source: RefSeq, a predicted model, not a curated record
GAGCAUCUCCCGGGCUGCGGGCGCUGCCAGCGCUGCCGCCUGCCCCAGCCCAGCACCGGCCCCGCCGGGCGCACUGCGGAGGGACGGGACGGGGCAGUGCGGGGGUCCCCCCGCUGGCCCCCGCCGCCAUGGGCCCCACCGGGCUCGGCAUAACUUUCCUGACUCUGCCCCUCGUCGUGCGAGCGGCCGCGGGAGGGCAGUGGUGUUACGACUCGCAGGACCCCCAGUGUGGGCCCAGCCACUGGAAGGAGCUGAAAGCCUCAUGUGGUGGCAACAAGCAGUCCCCUGUGAACAUCGACAGGCACCGGCUGCAGCGGGACAGUGGCCUCGGGGACAUCCUCUUUGAGGGCUACGACCAGGCUCCCCCUGGCAAGUGGAAGCUGACAAACAAUGGGCACACAGUGAUGCUGAGCCUGGCGAGUGAGUCGGCCUCUGAGCACAUCACCAUCAGUGGUGGGGGCCUCCCUGGCAGGUACCGCGCGCUCCAGCUCCAUUUUCACUGGGGCAGUCCAGCCGGGAAUGGCUCUGAGCACACCCUUGAUGGGCACCAGCUCCCUAUGGAGCUGCACAUCGUCCACAUGAAUGUCAAGUACCAGACACUGGCAGAGGCCAAGGGGCAUCCCAACGGGCUGGCUGUCCUCGGCUUCUUCUACCAGGUCUCUGAAACCCCUAACACCAACUACAACACCAUCGUGGUGGGGCUGAGAAACGUCUCCCAUGCUGGGGAGUCCGUGGAUUUGGCCUCCACCUUCCGUCUGAGCACACUGCUGCCGCGGGCCAGCCAGCUCUCCGGGUACUACCGCUACCAGGGCUCCCUCACCACCCCCGACUGCAGCGAGGUCGUUGUCUGGACUGUCUUCGAGGAGCCAGUGGAGAUUGGCAGGGAGCAGGUACUGGUGUGCACAGCCCCACGCUCCA